Messenger RNA from Panonychus citri (citrus red mite), 7423 nucleotides. It is a transcript of the gene Prp8, whose product is annotated as pre-mRNA-processing-splicing factor 8. Gene Ontology annotation, biological process: mRNA splicing, via spliceosome; spliceosomal tri-snRNP complex assembly. The record is from RefSeq and is a predicted model, not a curated record. Bases 164 to 7153 code for a protein of 2329 amino acids. Gene Ontology annotation, cellular component: U5 snRNP; catalytic step 2 spliceosome. The transcript is spliced from 5 exons. Gene Ontology annotation, molecular function: U1 snRNA binding; U2 snRNA binding; pre-mRNA intronic binding. Lineage: Eukaryota; Metazoa; Arthropoda; Arachnida; Trombidiformes; Tetranychidae.
GACUGUACAUGCCGCUGUUUGACCGACUUGUUAUUAUCUUUUAACUCGUGUUAAGUUAAUUAGUUCGUUUAUUUUCGAAUUUAAUUGAUUUUGUGAUAAUUUAAUUCAGUGCUGACGUGGUAAUUGACAGGAACCUUUUUGCUCUCUAGUUUGUUAGGGCAACAUGGAGGUUAUGAUGGAACAAGAUGUGCGUUUCCUUACUGAAGAUGAGCUUAAAGAGAAAUCAAAGAAAUGGCAAUUGUUACAGUCUAAAAGAUAUGCUGAUAAAAGGAAAUUUGGUUACCAAGAGGCUCAAAAAGAGGAGAUGCCUCCGGAACAUGUUAGAAAAAUCAUCCGUGAUCAUGGAGAUAUGACAAGUAAAAAGUAUCGACAUGAUAAGAGAGUCUACCUUGGGUCGCUUAAAUUUAUGCCUCAUGCUGUUCUCAAGCUAAUGGAAAAUAUGCCAAUGCCAUGGGAACAAAUUCGUGAAGUUCAAGUCCUUUAUCACAUUACAGGUGCCAUAACCUUCGUUAAUGAAAUACCCUUGGUAAUUGAACCUGUUUAUAUCGCUCAAUGGGGCAGCAUGUGGGUCAUGAUGAGGAGAGAGAAACGUGACCGUCGUCAUUUCAAAAGAAUGAGAUUUCCACCCUUUGAUGACGAAGAACCUCCACUAGAUUAUGCUGAUAAUGUUCUUGAUGUUGAACCAUUGGAAGCAAUUCAAAUGGAAUUGGACCGUGAAGAUGAUGCCGCUGUGGUCGAUUGGUUCUAUGAACACAAACCAUUGUCCGAUUCUAGAUAUGUUAAUGGACCUUCUUACAAGAAAUGGAAUCUUGCUAUUCCUCAACUAGCCAGUCUCUAUAAACUGGCCGAACCUUUGAUAACUGACCUUUUAGAUGAAAAUUAUUUUUAUCUAUUUGAUUUAAAAUCUUUCUUCACCGCUAAAGCCCUAAACAUGUCCAUUCCUGGUGGACCCAAAUUUGAGCCUCUAAUCAAAGACAUCAAUCCAGCUGAUGAAGAUUGGAAUGAAUUUAACGAUAUCAAUAAGAUUAUCAUUCGACAACCAAUUCGAACCGAAUACCGAAUUGCUUUCCCUUAUUUAUACAAUAAUCUACAACACUUGACCAACUAUGUCCACCUCUCAUGGUAUCAUACACCGAAUGUUGUCUUUAUCAAAACGGAAGAUUUGGAUUUACCAGCUUUCUACUUUGAUCCUCUUAUUAAUCCAAUUACCCACAGUCGAGUUUCAGUUAAAACAAUUGAGCCCAUUCCUGAUGAUGAUAAAUUAGACGAUGAUAUCUUCACUUUACCUGAUGAUGUUGAGCCUUACAUGAGUAGUUUUCCUCUUUAUACAGAUAACACUGCUAAUGGAAUCGCUCUUCUUUGGGCUCCUAGACCAUAUAAUUUACGUUCAGGACGAACUCGUCGUGCUAUCGAUAUUCCACUGGUCAAAUCUUGGUAUCUUGAACAUUGUCCACCCAAUAUGCCGGUUAAAGUUCGAGUGUCAUAUCAGAAAUUGUUGAAAUAUUUUGUCCUUAAUGCACUCAAACAUCGUCAUCCCAAACCCCAAAAGAAAAGAUAUUUAUUCCGUUCUUUUAAAGCAACUAAAUUUUUCCAAACGACAACACUUGAUUGGGUUGAAGCGGGUCUUCAAGUUUGUCGACAAGGUUACAAUAUGUUGAAUCUCUUGAUUCAUCGUAAAAACCUAAACUAUCUUCAUCUCGACUAUAAUUUCAACCUUAAACCAGUUAAAACAUUGACCACCAAGGAACGUAAAAAGUCAAGAUUUGGUAAUGCCUUCCAUUUAUGUCGAGAAAUCCUCCGGUUAACCAAAUUAGUCGUUGACAGUCACGUUCAAUAUCGACUGAACAACGUUGACGCCUUUCAACUGGCCGAUGGUCUUCAAUACAUAUUCGCUCAUGUUGGUCAACUAACUGGAAUGUAUCGUUACAAGUAUAAACUUAUGAGACAAAUCAGAAUGUGUAAAGAUCUCAAACAUUUAAUUUACUAUCGAUUCAACACUGGUCCAGUUGGUAAAGGUCCUGGUUGUGGAUUUUGGGCUCCCGGUUGGAGAGUCUGGUUAUUUUUCCUUCGAGGGAUCACACCUCUACUCGAAAGAUGGCUUGGUAAUUUACUGUCCCGUCAAUUUGAGGGUCGUCAUUCAAAAGGUGUUGCAAAAACAGUAACCAAACAAAGAGUUGAAAGUCAUUUCGAUCUUGAGCUUCGUGCAUCCGUUAUGCAUGAUAUUCUGGACAUGAUGCCCGAAGGUAUUAAACAAAAUAAAGCUCGAACAAUCUUACAACAUCUAAGUGAAGCCUGGAGAUCAUGGAAAGCAAACAUUGCAUGGAAAGUCCCUGGUUUACCAAUACCUAUCGAAGCGAUGAUUACUCGAUAUGUUAAAAUGAAAGCCGAUUGGUGGACCAAUACCGCUCAUUACAAUCGUGAAAGAAUCCGAAGAGGAGCGACCGUUGAUAAAACUGUUUGCAAGAAAAAUCUUGGUCGAUUAACCCGUUUAUACCUUAAAGCUGAACAAGAAAGACAACACAAUUAUCUUAAAGAUGGUCCAUAUAUUAGCACUGAAGAAGCUGUUGCCAUUUACACGACAACAGUCAAUUGGCUGGAAAGCAGACGAUUCUCACCAAUUCCUUUUCCACCCUUGUCUUAUAAACACGAUACAAAGUUACUCAUUUUGGCCUUGGAACGUCUUAAAGAAGCUUAUAGUGUAAAAAGUAGACUUAAUCAAUCACAACGUGAAGAACUUGGUCUCAUUGAACAAGCUUAUGAUAAUCCACACGAAGCCUUAUCUCGUAUUAAACGUCAACUGUUAACUUCAAGAGCUUUCAAAGAGGUUAGCAUUGAGUUCAUGGAUCUUUAUUCACAUCUGAUUCCUGUUUACGAUGUUGAACCUUUGGAAAAGAUUACCGAUGCUUAUUUAGAUCAAUAUCUCUGGUAUGAAGCGGACAAGAGACGACUGUUUCCACCUUGGAUUAAACCAGCAGACUCUGAACCACCACCACUUCUGACAUACAAAUGGUGUCAAGGAGUUAAUAAUCUCAAUAAUGUUUGGGAUACCAGUGAAGGAGAGUGUAAUGUCCUUUUAGAAUCUAAAUUUGAAAAAAUUUAUGAGAAAAUUGAUCUCACUCUUCUUAAUCGACUUCUUCGUCUUAUCGUUGAUCAUAACAUUGCCGAUUAUAUGACAGCUAAAAAUAACAUCACCAUAAAUUACAAAGAUAUGAAUCAUACCAAUUCUUAUGGUAUCAUUAGAGGUUUACAAUUUGCCUCAUUCAUUGUCCAAUAUUAUGGACUGGUUCUUGACCUUCUAGUCCUUGGUUUACAACGAGCUAGUGAAAUGGCUGGUCCACCACCGAUGCCAAAUGAUUUCCUUCAAUUUCAAGACACCGAAACGGAAGAAGCUCAUCCAAUCCGACUUUACUGUCGUUACAUUGAUCGUAUUCACAUCUUUUUCCGUUUCACUGCAGAAGAAGCUCGAGAUCUUAUCCAACGUUAUCUCACCGAACAUCCUGAUCCCAAUAAUGAGAAUAUUGUUGGUUACAAUAAUAAAAAAUGUUGGCCUCGAGAUGCAAGAAUGCGUCUCAUGAAGCACGAUGUUAAUUUGGGUAGAGGUGUUUUCUGGGAUAUCAAGAAUCGUUUACCUCGUUCGGUAACCACAGUCAAUUGGGAAAACAGUUUCUGUUGUGUUUAUAGUAAAGAUAAUCCAAAUCUUUUGUUCAAUAUGUGUGGAUUUGAAUGUCGUAUCUUACCAAAAUGUCGUGUGAUACAAGAAGAAAUGUCGAGUAAAGAUGGAACAUGGAAUCUUCAAAAUGAAGUGACUAAAGAGAGAACUGCUCAGUGUUUCCUUCGAGUUGAUGAAGAAUCUUUACAAAGAUUCCACAAUCGUGUUCGACAAAUUCUUAUGGCUUCAGGAUCUACGACUUUCACCAAGAUUGUGAAUAAAUGGAAUACCGCUCUCAUCGGUUUAAUGACUUACUUCCGUGAAUCAGUUGUAAACACACCCGAACUUUUAGAUCUUUUAGUCAAAUGUGAAAACAAAAUUCAAACUCGAAUUAAGAUUGGUUUAAAUUCUAAAAUGCCGAGUCGUUUCCCUCCAGUUGUUUUUUACACUCCUAAAGAACUUGGUGGACUUGGUAUGCUUUCAAUGGGUCAUGUUCUUAUCCCUCAAAGUGACCUUCGUUGGUCUAAGCAAACUGAUGUUGGUAUUACACAUUUCCGAUCCGGUAUGAGUCACGAUGGUGAUCAAGUUAUUCCAAAUUUAUAUCGUUACAUUCAACCUUGGGAGACUGAAUUUAUUGAUUCUCAACGAGUUUGGGCUGAAUAUGCAUUAAAACGACAAGAAGCUUUAGCACAAAAUCGACGUUUAACUCUGGAAGAUCUAGAAGACAGUUGGGAUCGUGGUAUCCCUCGUAUUAAUACUCUUUUCCAAAAAGAUCGUCACACUUUGGCUUAUGACAAAGGUUGGCGAGUUCGAACUGAUUUUAAACAAUAUCAAGUAUUGAAACAAAAUCCAUUUUGGUGGACUCAUCAGCGACACGAUGGUAAACUAUGGAAUCUUAACAAUUAUCGAACUGACAUGAUCCAAUCUCUUGGAGGUGUUGAAGGUAUUCUGGAACACACACUUUUCCGUGGUACUUAUUUCCCAACCUGGGAAGGUCUUUUCUGGGAAAAAGCUAGUGGUUUCGAGGAAUCAAUGAAAUACAAAAAACUGACCAAUGCCCAAAGAUCGGGUUUAAAUCAAAUUCCCAAUCGUCGUUUUACUCUCUGGUGGUCACCAACAAUCAAUCGAGCCAAUGUUUAUGUUGGUUUCCAAGUCCAACUUGAUUUAACUGGUAUCUUUAUGCACGGUAAAAUUCCGACCCUGAAAAUUUCUCUCAUUCAAAUUUUCCGUGCUCAUUUGUGGCAAAAAAUUCAUGAAAGUAUUGUUAUGGAUCUUUGUCAAGUUUUCGAUCAAGAACUUGAUGCACUUGAAAUUGAAACUGUCCAAAAGGAAACUAUUCAUCCUCGUAAAUCGUACAAAAUGAACAGUUCAUGUGCCGAUAUUUUACUGUUCGCUGCUUACAAGUGGAAUGUUUCUCGAACUUCUCUUCUAGCUGAUGCUAAGGAUACGAUGGACGGAACAACUACCCAAAAGUAUUGGAUCGAUGUACAAUUGCGAUGGGGUGAUUACGAUUCUCACGAUAUUGAAAGAUAUGCUCGAGCUAAAUUUUUGGAUUAUACCUCAGACAAUAUGAGUAUCUAUCCUUCACCUACUGGUGUCCUGAUUGCAGUUGAUUUGGCUUACAAUUUACAUUCUGCUUUCGGUAAUUGGUUCCCUGGCUGUAAACCUUUGAUCCAACAAGCAAUGGCUAAGAUAAUGAAGGCCAAUCCAGCGCUUUAUGUUUUACGUGAAAGAAUCCGUAAAGGUUUACAACUUUACUCUUCAGAACCAACUGAACCUUAUCUGUCAUCUCAGAAUUAUGGUGAACUUUUCUCUAAUCAAAUCAUUUGGUUUGUCGAUGAUACAAAUGUCUACAGAGUAACAAUUCAUAAAACUUUCGAAGGCAAUCUCACCACUAAACCAAUUAACGGAGCCAUUUUUAUCUUCAAUCCAAGAACUGGACAACUCUUCCUUAAAAUCAUUCACACUAGUGUUUGGGCUGGUCAAAAACGUUUAGGUCAAUUGGCCAAAUGGAAAACAGCUGAAGAAGUCGCUGCUUUGAUUAGAUCACUUCCCGUUGAAGAACAACCUAAACAAAUUAUCGUCACUCGUAAAGGAAUGCUUGACCCAUUGGAGGUCCAUUUAUUGGAUUUCCCCAACAUCGUAAUCAAAGGUAGUGAGCUUCAAUUGCCAUUCCAAGCUUGUCUCAAAGUCGAAAAGUUUGGUGAUCUUAUUUUGAAAGCAACCGAACCUCAAAUGGUUCUAUUCAACCUUUAUGACGAUUGGCUCAAAACGAUAUCCUCAUACACAGCUUUCUCUCGAUUAAUUUUGAUUCUUCGAGCUCUCCAUGUGAAUAAUGAACGAACAAAAGUUAUCCUUAAGCCUGACAAAACAACAAUUACAGAACCUCAUCACAUUUGGCCUUCAUUAACCGAUGAAGAAUGGAUUAGGAUAGAAGUUCAAUUGAAAGAUUUAAUUCUCGCUGAUUAUGGUAAAAAGAACAAUGUAAAUGUGGCCUCACUUACUCAAUCCGAAAUUCGUGAUAUCAUCCUGGGUAUGGAAAUCUCAGCUCCAUCAGCUCAACGACAACAAAUCGCUGAAAUUGAAAAGCAAACCAAAGAACAGUCCCAAUUAACCGCAACAACAACCCGAACAGUUAACAAACAUGGUGAUGAGAUAAUUACAUCAACCACAAGUAAUUACGAGACUCAAACAUUUGCAAGUAAAACCGAAUGGAGAAUUCGAGCCAUUUCAGCAACCAACCUUCAUCUUCGAACUCAACAUAUUUUUGUAUCAUCUGAUGAUGUCAAAGAAACGGGUUACACGUACAUCUUACCCAAAAAUAUUCUUAAAAGUUUUAUCAUCAUAUCUGACUUGAGAACUCAAAUUUCUGGCUAUCUUUAUGGUUGCUCACCUGGUGAUAAUCCUCAAGUUAAAGAGAUACACUGUAUUGUGAUGCCUCCUCAAUGGGGAACUCAUCAAGUAGUUCAUUUACCUUCACAAUUACCAACAAGUGAAUAUAUUUCUGAUUUUGAACCUUUAGGCUGGAUUCAUACACAACCAAAUGAAUUACCUCAACUGUCCCCUCAAGAUAUUACCACUCAUGCCAAAAUUAUGAACGACAAUUCAACCUGGGACGCAGAUAAGACCAUAGUUAUCACAUGUAGUUUUACUCCUGGUUCAUGUUCACUUACUGCAUACAAAUUGACACCAACGGGCUACGAAUGGGGUCGAAAUAAUACCGAUCGUGGUAACAAUCCUAAAGGUUACCUUCCAUCGCAUUAUGAGAAAGUUCAAAUGUUACUAUCAGAAAGAUUCCAAGGUUUCUUCAUGGUACCUGCUCAAGGAUCAUGGAACUAUAACUUUAUGGGUGUAAGUCACAGUGCUAACAUGAAGUACGAUAUAAAACUUGGUCGACCAAAACCUUUCUAUCAUGAAGCCCAUCGAACAGCUCAUUUCUUAAAGUUCAGUACAAUCGAAGAGUCGGAAAAUGUUGGCGUGGAUCGGGAAAAUCUAUUCGCUUAAUUAUUAAGAUCAAAACACUUGUAUCACUUGUCCUGCCGGCGUAUUCAUAGUAAAAACUAUUCGACCUAUGAAAAAGAUUGAAACUCCAUCAAACCAAAAUUAGGUUUCUGUUUUUUUUAAAAUAAUUUUAAGGAUCCCGGCGGAAAUUUCAUCUCAACACUCACCUCAUUUGAAAUUAUUUCAAUCAUCUCUGUAAAAAUAAUCUUUAUAAAAAAAUACAGUUCAUUGAGAAACAUUAAUAACACAAUUAAAAUUCAACUUAAAGUAAAA